Messenger RNA from Styela clava, 2449 nucleotides. RefSeq lists its product as uncharacterized. The record is from RefSeq and is a predicted model, not a curated record. NCBI's taxonomy places the organism in Eukaryota, Metazoa, Chordata, Ascidiacea, Stolidobranchia, Styelidae.
ACGUUUUGUAUUUUAACAGAUUGUAGUUAAAUUUAGCUCAUAGUUUAGUUGAAAGCAAAUUGAACAUUUACAAACACAUUAACAUGGGAUGUAUGAAUCAUGAUCAUCGAUUGGGAAUUUUCCUUCUUGCGCUUGCUGGGUUUCUGCCAAUUGCAUUCAGUGCAUGUACCAAUGGAAAAUCACCAUUCAACUUAUAUUCCAUGUCCGGGUCUUUAAAAUCAACGGGUUAUCCGGAGUACUAUUAUGGAAAUGAGAGAUGUGACUGGAGUCUGAAUCCGCCAAAAGGACGUGUACCGGAGCUUCUCAUAAUCGAUAUAGUUAACGUUGAUACUAAUGUAGACGGUUUGCCAGAUGCAGCCGAUGUUUGCUACAACACAAAGAAUUUUCUCAAUCUAGGGCCAGUUCGAGCAUGUGGAAAGGAAGGACCUGUCUGUCUCGCUAUUCUCAUGAAAUACAGUUCAAACCUGGAUUGCCAUCGCAAAAUAUUGAUGGAAUAUCCGACUUGUCAUUCACUUGUCCACUCAACCUGGCCUUUGGAUAUCUCAUUUCAAACUGAGGAAGCCGACUUCACAAAAGCUGGAUUUAAAUUGGAUUAUAAGUUCGUUGACUGCAGCGCGCCCCUAACUACUCAGUCUACUACGACUACAGUGUCUCCCGGUGCCAUAUCAAUGACCUACAACGUAAGUGCAGCGGGAACAGACUCUGGCACAACUCCUUCUACUGUCACAACCACAACGGCGACUCCUGUCACCACCCCCACAGCCCGAACAACAACAACGCAGAUAUCGAGUACGGAAUAUAUCGAAAAAAGAACGUUACAAACAGCAAAAACUAAAAGUACAACUACUACUAGGAUCACAGCGAGCACAAAAAUAGCGAAAGAUACCAUGGAGCCUGAAGACGCCGGCAACACGAAUAUGAUUCUGAUAAUAACUCUUGUCGUCUUGCUUGUUAUUUUCUUGUUUGUUGUUAUUGCUGUUAUUUUCAGAAAAAGACUUCGAACCUGGGUAGUUGAGAGGAAAGACUCCAAGCAAUUAAACGGUCCUCCAAGUCGAGACGGAACAGCCCAGUACACCGAAGCAUACAUUAUACCUAUCGAUGGAAACUAUACUUACGAGCGCCCGCUGCCGGCAACGGAAAUUGUACUUAACGGCGACGCGAAUGGGAAUAAGUAUGAUAAAUUGAAUGAGAUCACAAAAGGAGAAACCGAUAGUAAAGUGGUCAUAAGCGAUGGAAAAACAAUUGAAAAUGUUCACUAUGAGUCCAUUGAUACGUAAAUUACAGUAUUUCAAAUGAACAAUUAUACAAACGGUACGCAAGCACUCCACGAGAUGAGAAGCAUCAAAAGAUGAAGGUGAAACGCUCAAAACUUGUAACAAAUCGCUUAGGUAAAUGCAAGGGAAAACUUUUCAUAAAGUCAAAUUUAAAGUCAAUAAAUGGGAUCGGUUGAAUACAUAUAAACGACUUGCAUUAAGGACAACCAAACUAGAGGAAAGAUCGGGCCCAAAAAUUCCAGCCCGACUCGACCCAGGCCUGUGGGUAUUAAACCCGACCCGACGAAUUAACUGGAUUUGCAGGCCCGAGCCCGAAGCAAACCCGAAAUUUCAUAUUUUAUUUAGUAGUUCGUGAAAUUGUCAUUGCAAGAGUUUAGUACAGUAUGUGUCGUGUUGAUGAGGCAACUUCUGUUUUUUGCAGACCACGGUUUCCCGUGACUAAAGCACGACCGAAACGCCCCAUUUAAAAAAAAGUCAGCGAUAGAGAAAUUCAACAUAGUGAUUGACAUUUCAGGUCCGACCCCGUACUAAUUUCGGGACGGGUCGGGCAUGGACUCGGGCUUCAGAUCUUAGCUCUAAAUCUAACACGAACAAUUCAAGUCAAUACAUCUGCAAUAAUAACGCAGAACCAAUCGUGCUAAAAAUAACCAUAUCAGUUCAUUGCCAGACUUACAUCCUCUCGUGGAAAAUUGUGAGCAAAACAUCACAGGUCUUUUAAAUAAUAUUUUUGAAACACUAUCCCGAAGUCCUUAUAAACUUAUUGAUAUUUUAUUGCGUUCCAGAGUUUAACACCCUCUAAAACCAAUAAUUCAUGUUCUGUUUAGAAUAUUGUCUUAUAUACCGAGUAAAUUUGAAAAUUGUCCAUCCCACAUUCUGUAUUUCUGCGUGAGGUAAAAGCCAAUAUCGAGACAAAAACACCAGUACAUCAAACGCACUUAGGAAAACGUAUGUUGUGGCUGUGCAUCGUUAUUCGUUUCAAUGUUCCCAGUUCUUCGUAUUCGUAUAGUCUACAAAAUGACAUCUAAUAAAAUUUGCAUGAAUGCCCACAAAAUCAUUCUUUAAUAUCAAUAUAGGUUCCAUUUCCGUUUAUAUAUUACACAUACAACUCAGUAAAGUCUUAAUUUGUUGGUGUCUUUAUAUUUCUUUCUCUUUUUUGUAAUAAAAUAACAAUAUGG